AUGGCAAAACGUGAACAUAAAAGUCAUACUGGGGAUUCCAGACCAAGCAAAAAACCUAAAAAUACGAAGCAUACCAAGCAAGAUGCUGAUGUUUCGCCGCCAUACUCCCAAUCACCGGCUCUUGACACUGUCCCACAAUCCGAAAUCGACCAAUUCUUUUCUGACCAUUCUAUCAAGAUAACGGACUCCUCACUGGAUAGCACACCGUUGCGCCCCAUAACCUCAUUCUCGUUUCUGCCACAAAGCAAUGAAAAGCUCUACGAUCCUCUGGAUGGCUUCAGCUGCCCUACUGCGAUUCAAUCUACAACAUGGCCACUUCUGUUCUCAGGCCGCGAUGUAAUCGGGAUCGCGGAAACCGGAAGUGGGAAAACCUUAGCCUUCGGCUUACCGUGCUUGAAGAAGGUACUCGACUUGAAGAAGAGCAAACAAAAACCGUGCCGACCAAUUGCAGUGAUCAUCUCCCCGACGAGGGAGCUUGCAAUGCAGAUUAAUGAUCAACUUGUGAAAUUCGCAGGGAAAGUGGAUGUCAAGGUAGCCUGUAUAUUUGGCGGGGUUAGGAAAGACGAACAGCGCGAGACUCUCAAAUCUGCUGCCAUCGUUGUUGCGACUCCGGGAAGAUUGAAGGACCUCCAGAAUGAUGGCUCGUUGGACCUUGGCAGGGUUAAGUAUCUCGUUUUGGACGAAGCAGAUCGUAUGCUGGAUAAGGGUUUCGAGCAAGAUAUCAAGGACAUAAUUUCUGACAUGCCAGUCUCCAAACGUCAAACCGUUAUGUUCACGGCCACAUGGCCGCCUGCCGUCAGAGAGCUUGCGUCAACCUUCAUGGCGUUUCCGGUUACCGUCACUAUCGGGGGUGACCCGUCCGCGGACCCACGUGCAAACACUAGGAUCAAACAGGUUGUCGAGGUCGUAAAGCCGCUUGAAAAAGAGCAGAGGCUUGUGCAAAUUCUCAACAAGCACCAACGAGGCCCAGACAAGGUGUUGGCAUUUUGUUUAUACAAGAAGGAAGCAAUGCGUGUUGAGAGACUCCUUCGAACGAAGGGCUUCAAAGUUGCGGGUAUUCAUGGUGACUUGAGCCAGCAAGAGAGAUUCAAAAGUCUCGAGGCCUUCAAAUCAGGCACAGCGACUGUUCUUGUCGCAACCGAUGUGGCGGCUCGUGGUCUAGAUAUACCUCAUGUAAAGCUGGUCGUAAAUGUUACGUUUCCGCUCACUGUUGAAGAUUAUGUGCACCGAAUUGGCCGGACCGGUCGUGCUGGUGCCAAUGGCCAUGCUAUAACUUUGUUCACGGAAACCGACAAGGCUCAAUCUGGCGGGUUGAUCAAUGUCUUGAAAGCGGCAAACCAGGAUGUACCCGAGGCUUUACUUAAGUUUGGGUCGACUGUGAAAAAGAAGCAGCAUGACGCGUACGGUGCCUUUUUCAAGGAUGUCGAGCCGGGAAAGGCGGCUACAAAAAUUGUAUUUGAUGACUGA
Aspergillus puulaauensis is the source of this 1467-nucleotide messenger RNA. It is a transcript of the gene dbp3, whose product is annotated as RNA-dependent ATPase DBP3. NCBI's taxonomy places the organism in Eukaryota, Fungi, Ascomycota, Eurotiomycetes, Eurotiales, Aspergillaceae. The record is from RefSeq and is a predicted model, not a curated record. The coding region runs from base 1 to 1467 and encodes 488 amino acids. The transcript is spliced from 3 exons. Gene Ontology annotation, molecular function: ATP binding; RNA binding; RNA helicase activity. Gene Ontology annotation, biological process: rRNA processing. Gene Ontology annotation, cellular component: nucleolus.